Messenger RNA from Haliotis rubra (blacklip abalone), 686 nucleotides. RefSeq lists its product as uncharacterized. Bases 1 to 633 code for a protein of 210 amino acids. The transcript has 5 exons. Gene Ontology annotation, molecular function: chitin binding. Gene Ontology annotation, cellular component: extracellular region. Lineage: Eukaryota; Metazoa; Mollusca; Gastropoda; Lepetellida; Haliotidae. The record is from RefSeq and is a predicted model, not a curated record.
AUGGCGAAGCAGAUACUCAAUGCAAACAGAAAACGACUCAUGCAGUGUAAGGGAUUAGUGAAAGAUUCGUCAGUGUUCCACCGAUUCCCCGGCCUGGAUCACAGACCUCAGACAGAACUGGCGGAAGGACGUAAGAAGGCAGACCUGAUAGUAGUGGUGUUGGUUGGCGCUCUGCUGGCAAUGUUGGCGCUAGCAGUGAAUGGACGCCGGACUGUAAAGAAGUCUGUGUACAAGGACUGGUGUGAGGAUCUCGAGGACGGCAUGUACAUCAGUGACUGCACCACCUUCUACCGCUGCGUCAACGAGACUACCGAGUACCUGCCGUGUCCGAACAAUCUUGUCGCUAACGAGAAGCAGAUGUGGUGUGACUACAAGGACCUAGUUAAACCUCCAUGCGGCACCGCCCCUAACUGUACAGGCAUGGACGGCAACUACCCCGACUACGCCAGGAAGUGCCAGUACUACUUCACGUGUCUACACGACGACUUCUACGGCUACACACGAUGCGCAGCCAAUUUGCUGUUUAACCCCGAGAAGAACAACUGUGACUGGCCGUGGCUGGUGAAAGCCCCGUGUGGGACGGCCCAAGGGAACGUGUGGCCAGAUGGGAGGCCCCAGCCCUACCGAAGAUAGGGGUCCCGUCUUCACCCCAUGUCACGUCCACCCCAUGGGAUGGUUGAUGUGAC